Molecule: messenger RNA, 2657 nt
Organism: Raphanus sativus (radish)
Lineage: Eukaryota; Viridiplantae; Streptophyta; Magnoliopsida; Brassicales; Brassicaceae
Exons: 6
Coding region: 332-1150 (272 amino acids)
Source: RefSeq, a predicted model, not a curated record
CCUAGCAGAAAAAUAUCCGGUUCCUAAACGGUUUCUAAACAUCCAACCCGAAUAAACCGAACAGAUCCGAACCAAAAAUCGGAAUGCCGAGCACUACUUUAGCCUGUAUCUCAGUUACCUGAUAACCUAAUAACCAAACUGAACUGAUAUCCAAAUGCCUACCUAACUGCCGCGCCCACUUGUUUUAGACAUAUUUUUCUAACAAAUCAGCCCUACUACGGUUUACUUGGGCCUAGUCCUCGGGACGGCCCAAUUUGACAUCACGAGGCCCAAUGAUUGGUCUUGAGCAGUUGAGUGCAGGGCAUGCCUUUGAAUCUUUUCGCCGGGGGAGAUGAUCGCCGCCGUCAGAGCAGCGAUUCUCAAGGCACAAAGCUACUCUUCUAACGUCAAAACUGUCUUGUUCCAUUCUACUCCCAUCCUACAACGCAAACAUAAAUCCAACUCAGAGACACGAAACAAAAAGUUGUCAAGAAGCAGGGCAAAGCAAGACUUGCGUCGUAACGUGAAUGCUUUUGCAGAACACUUGUUUGGGAUAUGGAGUGAUGGGUUUGAUUACUCUGAUAAGCACACGUCGUGGUUCGAAAAACAGUACUUUAGAGUUUGCAAAAGAAACCGGAUUGGUAGUAGUAGAUACAUUCAUCAACGUUUGGAUAAAAGUUGUUUCGAUUUCAGUGGAGUUGAUGAUGAGUGUGAAAUCGAAUACUUUCUACGGAGUGCAUUGGGUGGAUCCUAUAAACAGAGUAAAUCUCGAUGGAGAGAGCGUCAUUUCUAUGGUUCAAACAGACAGGAAGAGGGUGAAGCUCGCUCGUGGAGGUAUUCAAACAACAGCAACACUGGACGAUCUCGGGGCUCGAGACAACGACUAGAUCAAGAAGAAGAAAAGGAAGAAGAAGAAGAAGAACAAGACGAACGUUCUUCCACGGAAGUCAACGAUUUAGAUACGAGCCAGCAGUCUCAUAGACAAACACUUGGUCUUAGUUCCUCAGGUCCCUUAAACCUUGGAGAUGUCAAAAAGGCAUACCGAGUUUGCGCAUUAAAAUGGCAUCCAGAUCUUCACCCCGACUCUACCAAGAAUGCAGCUGAGGAAAAGUUCAAGCUAUGCACUGUGGCAUAUGAAUCGUUAUGCGAAAAGUUUGCCAUGAACCAAUAAGAUUCUAGUUGGAUGGACACGGUGAUGAGAAUUGGAUAGGAUUUGAGUUGCUAAAGAUUACGAGUUGAUUAAGAGCAACAUUAAGGGCUAAUACUUGUUGGGUUUGUAGAAAAAAAUAUAUUAGCUUUUAAUUACUUCAGCUUUUUGAAAACAUGUUGAAACAUUGUCUUACUAACAGAGACAAUAAGACAAUGUUUCAUUGUUGGAAGUGCUCUAACAAUGAAACAGAGAGCAUAGGCAGAGACAGAGUCAACGGACUUGAACUUAGCAGACUAAUUAAAUAUUUUGACCAAAAAAGCAGACUAAUUAAACAUCAAGAUAUAGCUCUUUUUUUUUGUGCAACUGUAUAUACUGUAUUAAGACGAAGAAAAUAUAUAAAAGGUUAAGCAUCUAAACAAAAGGGGGGGGUUCCCACCAAAAUGGAGGACACCUAAUGAGAUUUGGUAAUACACUUACAGAAAUAAAAUUCUGUUUAACUUUUUGACAAUUUUUGUCCUCUUCUGGUUAUAAUUACUUUUCUGUUGUAAAUAAAGAAGAGAAGAGAAGAGAAGAGAGGAAUUUUUGUGUCUUAUUCCAUGAAUAAUGAUCUCCUUAUAUAGGAUACAAUAGCUUGGAGACAAAGCUUAACUUGGAGUGGGGAACAAGUAUAUCUAGGACUUUCCAUAUGGACAUCACUACAAUAUUUAUAACACUUCCCCUUGAUGUCCAAUAUGUCGAAGUGCUUUCAAAACGCCGUAGAUGCUGUCUCGUUAAAAACCGAGAUUGUAAUGCCAUAACCGUCUAGAGUUUGUAAUGCGUUUGGAAUACUGCCUCGUUAAAACCUUUCCAUGGUAAACCCAAAAACCCAAUGUGGUAAAAACGGGAAGCCAUGGAUAGGAAAAAGAGUACAGCCGCAUUACUUCCCCUGAAGUGAAUAUCACUGAAGGCUUCUCAGUGAUCGCAUACCAAUCUGCUGCAUAAGCUUCCUGAGCGUGCAUGUUGGUAAUGCCUAAGUGAAGAGGUCGGCUGAGUUCUCGCUAGAUCUGACUUAGAGGACCUUGACCUCUCCUUCUUUCUGAAGAUCGUUGGUGAAGAAGAACUUGGGGAGAACAUGCUUAGUCUUGUCACCCUUGAUGUAACCAUCUUUGAGCUGAGCUAUGCAGGCCGUAUUGUCUUCGUAAAGAACGGUCGGCUCGUCUUUACCAUCCGUGAUCCCACAUGCUGUCCGAAUAUGGUGUGUCAUGAGUUUCAACCAGACACACUCUCCGCUUGCUUCAUGGAUCGCCAAUAUAUCCGAGUGAUUGGAUGAUGUGGCUGAUAUAGUCUGCUUGACUGAUCUCCAUGAAAUAGUCGUGCCUCCAUAUGUGAAAACAUAGCCGGUUUGGGACUUAGCACUGUGUGGAUCGGACUGGUAACCUGCAUCAACAAAAUGCUUUCAUGAUAUUCAUGGUCCAUUCGGAUCAUAUGGUUUAUCUCUCUUAGAUAAAUUCGACCAUGAAUGUCUUUGUAUGUCCAUGAUCUGUCUGGA